AUACCUCCUGGUGCCAUAUACAGUGGCCGUUUUCAUGAUAUCGAUGAGUGAUGAUGAUUGAGAUGCCACUGUAGUAUCCAUUGAAGGCAGCACCGGUGGAUGGCUCACACGAAGAUCGAAAGCUCAACCUUGGGUACAAGCGCUUCAUUGGGCAAUAUGGCAAGAAACGACGAAGUGAACCAUGGGUAACCCAAGGGCCAGUGUCAAGAGAAAAGCAGGCAGUCGAUGCUGGGAAGGUACCCCUGCCUGGCUCAGAAGGGAGUGUAACAUCUCGUCGUAUGAUCCGACUGAAGACGAGCCCACAAGCCGACAGUACCCACGUCAAACUUUGAAUUGGCCCAGGAAUUGGCAAUGCCCUGAACCAAGGCAGCCGAUGUCCCGUAUUGUCGUCACCAAAGGGACAAGUCGCGCAAGACAGCUACUAGCUUUUCUCCCGCUUAGUCGUCUUGUAUUCUGUGUCGGAAGCAUGACCAACAGAAGGAACACAUGCCGUUUUGCGACGUUUGACCGGCACAUGGCGCCUUGCCGGAUGAUAUCAUAUCAGAAAAAUGCCCAUAUUACCGGGGCAGCACUAGCUCGUGAGGGACUAGUUGAUUGGGGGUGUAUCAGCACCCCCACCUUCACAGACUUUAGUGUGCUAGAUCGCAAAGAAGCUCAUCCGGGAUGUGGACCCUCGGAAAUCCAUACGUCCCUGCAACGUGCAAAGCAAGUUUGAUUAUAUCAGAUCAGGCCCCGAGAGGGGUUACGCCCAUGAUCACUGAUGCCACCCAACGUUCCAAGCAGGCGGCCACAUCCGC
Aspergillus campestris IBT 28561 is the source of this 797-nucleotide messenger RNA. RefSeq lists its product as uncharacterized. The record is from RefSeq and is a predicted model, not a curated record. The coding region runs from base 182 to 715 and encodes 177 amino acids. The transcript has a single exon. Lineage: Eukaryota; Fungi; Ascomycota; Eurotiomycetes; Eurotiales; Aspergillaceae.